AUGGUAUUAAAUACUACUGAGGAUGAGGAGAUGGCUGUGAUUGGGGAGCGAAGGGACUUUCUGUCUCAUGUGAUCUCUGCAUUAAGGGCCAAAAUACUAGUUCACAAGGGUUGUGAGGCAUUUCUAGCCUAUAUUGGUGCAUCCGAUUCUGGGAGUUCUUAUGUUAGAGAUGUCAGAACUGUUAAGGAUUUUUCUGAUGUAUUUCCUGAUGAGCUCCUUGGGUUGCCUCCGAGCUACGAAGUUGAAUUUGGAAUCGAGCUUCUGCUAGGAACAGCUCUAGUGGAGAAACAACUGUAUGCUAAGCUCAGCAAGUGUGAGUUCUGGCUGCCAGAAGUGACAUUUCUGGGUCACGUGGUAUCUGCCGAGGGGAUUAGGGUUGAUCCUCAGAAAAUUGAUGCUGUAUUGGUUUGGAAACCACCUAAGACCCCAGAGUCUGGAAAGGAAUUCACUAUCUACAGUGAUGCAUCACACGAUGGUUUGGGUUAUGUGCUGAUUCAGGACGGUAAGUUGGUUGCUUAUGCGUUUCAGAAGCUUAAGCCUCACGAGAAGAAGUUGAAUCUUAGGCGGCGAAGAUGGAUAGAGCUACUCAAGGAUUAUGAUUGCUCGAUUGAGUACCAUCUGGGUAAGGCUAACGUGGUAGUUGACGCAUUGAGCCGUAGGCCUGUAUCUGAUUUGAGAGCGACGUUUGCUCAUCUCAGCUUGUUUUAUGAUGGUAGCUUGUUGGCUGAGCUGCAAGUUAGACCGACGUGGACUGAACAAGUUAAGGGUAAACAGUUGUUGGAUGAGUCACUGGUUCCUAGUUUUCGACAGGUUAAGAGUGGGGAAACUUUAGAUUUUGGGUUGAAUAGUGAAGGAGUUAUGUGCUUCCGUGGGAGACAAGUGAAGGCUGAACAUCAGUUACCUUCAGGGUUACUACAGCCAGUUAAGAUUCCACUUUGGAUGUGGGAGAGAGUAACCAUGGAUUUUGUGAGUGGGCUGCCCUUAACGCCUACCAAGAAGGAUUCGGUAUGGAUUAUUGUAGAUCGAUUGGCUAAAUCUGCCAAUUUCAUACCAGUUCGUACUGAUUAUUCUUUGCAGAAGUUGGCUAAAUUGUAUAUGGCUGAGAUUGUAAGACUACAAGGGAUAGAUGGUCAAUCAGAGAGGGUGAUUCAAAUACUGGAGGAUAUGUUAAGGUAUUGUGUAAUGGAUUUCCGAGGCAAUUGGGAAGAUUAUUUGCCGCUAGCAGAGUUUACGUAUAAUAAUAGCUACCAGUCCAGUAUUCAAAUGGCACCGUACGAGGCAUUGUAUGGUCGUAGAUGUCGUACUCCUACCUGUUGGACUGAGUUGGGCGAGGGCCAGAGUUAG
This is a messenger RNA of Gossypium raimondii (Peruvian cotton), 1344 nucleotides long. RefSeq lists its product as uncharacterized. The coding region runs from base 1 to 1344 and encodes 447 amino acids. Gene Ontology annotation, molecular function: nucleic acid binding. Lineage: Eukaryota; Viridiplantae; Streptophyta; Magnoliopsida; Malvales; Malvaceae. The record is from RefSeq and is a predicted model, not a curated record. The transcript has 6 exons.